AUGGCGUCUUCUGAAAAUGAGGGCGACGCGUUCAACAAUCUCUUGGACGAUUUGGUAUGUCACAUACUGUCCUUUUUGCCAACAAAAAUGGCUUACAGAACAUCUGUUCUAUCUAAAAGAUGGGCAUUGAUUUGCACCAAGAUCCUCGACUUUCACUUUGUCUUACCAAAGAUUUCAGACCCUACGUCGUCCCGAGAAAUUCAAUCUGUAUAUGCAAUUUUCUUGAGACGCGAGAAUGAUAUAAGAAAACUAAUGCUCGAGAGUGACAAUGGCUGCCAACAACCUGAUGUAUACCACUGGGUCUUAAAGGCAUUAGAUCUCAAGGUCAAGGAACUACAUUUGGAUUUGAAUCAUGCUCGACCUAGUUUCUUGCCACUCAAGCUUUCUACAUCUGAGUCACUCGUUGUCUUGAAACUGGGAGGGAAUAUUCAACCGAAAUUCAGUUAUUGCUCUAAAGUGUAUUUUCCGAAACUAAAGACUCUUCAUCUACUAUUUCUUGGUAUCAAGUGUUUCCGGCAUCAAGUUGAGUUUACUCUCUUUCCUUUUCUAUCUGGUUGUCCGCUUCUUGAGGAAUUUCUUUUACACGACGUCCUCGUGAAUCAAUCCAUCAAAAUCUCUUUUCCGUUACUGAAGAGAUUAAUUCUUAUUUUGCGUAAGUCUCUUGAUGUUCCCGGUGACAAAACACUUCAAAUUAAUGUCCCAUCCUCACUUGAAGUUUUCCGUAUUUUUGAUAAUGGUAGUACUCCCAUCAAAUAUGAGUCUAUAGAUUUCUUCAAUGUUGAUGAAGCUACCAUUUACAUCAAUAAGCAUCCAGAUUUUGAUAGUUUGUAUCAACUCUUGAAAGGAAUUUCUAAAGUCAAAUCAUUGUAUCUUGUUUCUCAGCAUGGAGGAUAA
This is a messenger RNA of Vicia villosa (hairy vetch), 894 nucleotides long. RefSeq names its product F-box/LRR-repeat protein At3g59210-like. Lineage: Eukaryota; Viridiplantae; Streptophyta; Magnoliopsida; Fabales; Fabaceae. The coding region runs from base 1 to 894 and encodes 297 amino acids. Gene Ontology annotation, molecular function: protein binding. The record is from RefSeq and is a predicted model, not a curated record. The transcript has 2 exons.